AUGCCAGCAACCAACCAGGGCUGGCCCGAGGCCUUCGGGUUCAAGAUAAGCGGGACCGGUCCGAAAACCCAACGCUGCAGGGUGGUCAACAAGGAGUUUUCUGCAUCCCGCACGUAUUUGCUGCACCCCGCCAGGCUGCAGGUGGAUGACAUCCUCGGUGACCAGCCAGAGGUCAAGGAGAAGGUGUUCACCAUUCUGAAGCAGUACGCGGCAGAGCGGAAGGUGGAGUACUUGGCCUACGCCCUCUGCAUGGUCCUCACCCAGGAGUCCCACCAGCAUCUGAUUGACAACAUCAGGAUUUUCAUCCCCAAGAAGCACCGGCAGCGGUUUGACGAGGUGGUGUCGCAGAGCCUGAUCAGUAAGCUCUGCCGCUCCAAGAGCGAGCAGCACAGCAAUCGGCUGCGGCGCAGCCGGAGCGAGGACCACCAGGAGCGGCUCCUCGUCUCCCCCCGUGCCAGCUCCGUGCCCCGCAGCCACGAGGAGGUCAGCAAGAGCCUGCGGAAAACCACUUCGCUCAUCACCAGCAAUGUGGCCUCGGGGGCUGCCCGCAGAACUGUGCGAGUUUAUAAAGGCAACAGGAGCUUUGGCUUCACGCUACGUGGCCAUGCCCCGGUGUGGAUCGAGUCUGUUCUGCCAGGGAGCCCAGCUGAGAAGGCUGCUCUCAAAGCUGGAGACCGGAUCCUAUUCCUCAACGGUCUGGACAUGAGGAACUGCUCCCAUGACAAGGUGGUGUCGAUGCUGCAGGGCAGCGGGGCGAUGCCCACCUUGGUGGUGGAAGAGGGGAUCGUCAACUUCUCCAACGACUCUGACUCUGCUGACUCCCCGAGCACCUCCUCUGCCCUCACCUCCCUGCAAUGGGUUGCAGAGAUACUCCCCUCUAGCAUCAAGAUUCAAGGAAGGACCUUCAACCAGCAGCUGGAGCACCUGCUGACUCCACCUGAGCGCUAUACCAUCUGCAAAGCGCUGGAAGGCUUCUUCCAACAUCGGAAUAUUGACACUCUCAUUGUGGAUGUGUACCCGUUGCUGGACACACCGGCCAAGCAAGUCAUUUGGCAGUUUAUCUACCAGCUGCUGACGUAUGAAGAGCAGGAGCACUGCCAGCAAAAGAUUGCCAGGUUUCUUGGUUACAAGUCCUUGGCAGCACAGCCUUUCCCCUCGCAGGAAGAAGCAGCUCGAAGUCCUGAGGAUCGCUACCGCAGCUCCGUUCGAGGGGCAUCCUUGUGCCGGGGAAGCCUCCGAACCCCCCGCCCCGAGGAAGGGGGGGCAGCAGGCCAGAGCGACACCGUGGAGGUCCCGGUUCGCCUGAUCCCUGGAGAGAGGCAGGCUGGCGACGGCACAUCCCUCCCGGAGACGCCCAACCCCAAAAUGAUGUCAGCUGUCUACGCAGAAUUAGAAAACCGCCUGAUCAGCAGCUUUGCUGGCAAGAUGGGUAACGCUGCCCGGCACAGAGCAUCGCCUCCUGCCCCAGAGCUGGCACACGCUGCAGGUGCUCGCAAGCCGGGGAUGGCGAUCUCGUGGCCAAGCGACCCUCUGGCCUCCCAGCAGUGCUACUACCGCCUGCACAGCAGCGUGGCUUCCCCGAGCAGCACCGAGUCCAACCCCUAUGUCAGCCUCGACAGCAGCCCAGCCCCGUCCCCCAAGCACCGGGACUACUCGCUCAGCCCUCUGUCGCGACGGAAGAAGCUCUUCACCUUCUCCAGGCCCCCGCGCAGCCGCGACACCGACCGAUUCCUGGAUGCCCUCAGUGAGCAGCUGGGACACCGGGUCACCAUCGUGGAUGAUUUCCUCACCCCCGAGAACGACUACGAGGAGAUGAGUUUCCAUGAUGACCAGGGCAGCUACGUCACCAACGAUGUCAGCAGCAGCGAGUACAUCAGCAGCAGCGAUGAGGGCAGCUCCCUGACCUACUCCACUCUCUCGGACCACAUCCCCCUUGGGGAAGACUCGGAUUACGACAAGCUGAGUGAUAUGGUCAAAUACCUUGACCUGGAGCUGCACUUCGGGACGCAGAAGCCUACGAAGCCAACUCUCAUGCCUGAAAGCUUUAAAAAGAAAGACGUGGUUGAAAUUUUGUCCCACAAAAAGGCCUACAACACAUCCAUCCUGAUAGCCCACCUCAAGCUCUCGCACAUCGAGCUGCGCCAGAUCCUCAUGACGAUGGAGACAGACCGCCUGGAGCCUUCCCACAUCAAGCAGCUCUUGCUGUACGCCCCGGACGGGGAGGAAGUCCAGCGCUUCCAGAGCUACAAGGAGAACCCCGGCAAGCUGAGCGAGCCCGACCAGUUUGUGCUGCAGAUGUUGUCCGUACCAGAAUACAAGAUCCGCCUGCGCAGCCUACAUUUUAAGACCACUCUGCAGGAGAAGACAGAGGAGAUCAAAGCUAGCUACGAGUGCAUCUGCAAGGCCUCUCUAGAGCUGAAAAGCAGCAAGAAGCUGGCUAAGAUCUUGGAGUUUGUGCUGGCGAUGGGAAACUAUCUGAACAACGGGCAGCCCAAGACCAGCAAAACAACAGGCUUUAAAAUCAACUUUCUCACCGAGCUGAACACAACCAAGACUGUUGAUGGGAAAUCCACCUUCCUGCACAUUCUUGCCAAAUCACUUAGCCAACAUUUCCCAGAGCUCCUGGGCUUUGCCAAGGAUCUUCCUACAGUGCCGCUCGCUGCCAAAGUGAAUCAGAGAACACUGACGGCGGACCUAAAGGACCUGCACACCACCGUCAGUGACAUACAGAUGGCCUGUCACAACAUGCCAGCUACCGCAGAGGACAGAUUUGCAAUUGUGAUGACUUCCUUCCUGGAGAGUGCCCAGCCUGCCAUGCGAUCCUUGGAUGACCUGCAGCACAAGGCCAUGGAAGAAUUCAGCAAGGUGUUGUCCUUCUUCGGGGAAGACUCGAAAAUGACAACUUCUGAAGCUUUCUUUGGCAUUUUUGCAGAAUUCAUGAGCAAGUUUGAGCGGGCACUCAGCGAUGUGCAGCUCGGCGAAAGCCAGCGCAGCCCCAGGAUGACCUCCCCCCUUGCCUGGUGA
Messenger RNA from Pygoscelis adeliae (Adelie penguin), 3024 nucleotides. It is a transcript of the gene GRID2IP, whose product is annotated as glutamate receptor, ionotropic, delta 2 (Grid2) interacting protein. The record is from RefSeq and is a predicted model, not a curated record. Lineage: Eukaryota; Metazoa; Chordata; Aves; Sphenisciformes; Spheniscidae. Gene Ontology annotation, molecular function: protein binding. The transcript is spliced from 24 exons. The coding region runs from base 1 to 3024 and encodes 1007 amino acids.